AUCUGCAACUGGUGAAGCACCGAAUCAAAAACUCGACAUGGAUCAAUUGCAAACCCAACUUCGAGGAAAAAUUGGUGGGAAAAAAAUAUUUGCUUGUUUUGGAUGACAUUUGGAAUGAGGAGUGGGAAGAAUGGGUUAGUUUAAAAGAGUUAUUAGUAGGUGGGGCUAAAGGAAGUAGGAUAAUAGUAACUACUCGCUCUUUGAGAGUAGCAAAGGUUACUAGUAAAUGUCAACCUUAUGUUCUGAAAGGCUUGUCUGAUGACGAUGCUUGGUCUUUGUUCAAAGAAAUAGCAUUUGAGCAAAGAUAUGCAGACUCAACAAAUGCAGCCUUUGUAGAAAUAGGGAAACAGAUUUUGGAAGGGUGUGGUGGGGUUCCUUUGGUCAUAAGGACGAUAGCAAGUACAUUAUCUUUCAAAGAAACUGAAAAGGAGUGGCGUUCUUUCAAAGAUAAUGAAUUUACUAGAAUAUGUCAAAACGAAGGUAAAAUUCUAGAUACACUUAAGUUGAGCUACGAUCAUCUCCCAUCCCAUUUGAAGCAUUGCUUUGCUUACUGCCGACUGUAUCCAAAAGAUCAUGAAAUUCAUGUACGAACUCUUGUUCAGUUUUGGAUUGCACAAGGCUUCGUAAAGCAAUUGAAUUCAAAUCAAUCUUUUGAGGAGAUCGGGUUGGGGUAUUUUAUAGAUUUAGUUGAAAGAAGUUUCUUUCAAGAAGUGGGAGAAAGAUAUUCGUGGGAAGGUCUAACAUGUAAAAUGCAUGAUUUAAUGCAUGAUCUAGCUGAAUCAGUAUCAGGGACGGAGAGUAGUAUUGUAGAUUCAAAUGAAAUUGCAAUCCAGGUUGGUGAAAAAUGUCGCCACAUAUCAAUUGAUCCUUCAUUAAUUCCUUUGUUUGAAGGAAAGAAGUUGCGAACUAUGUUACAAUUUCCAAAUAAGAGAAAUCAAAAUAUGAACGACGAAAUUUGGAAUUUUAUCAUUUCAAAUUAUAGAUGCUUGCGUGUAUUGGAAAUGAAUGGUUUAGAUUUUGAGAUGAUUCCACGCUCCAUUUGUAAGUUGAAACAUUUGAGGUACCUUAAUCUUUCUGGGAAUUUCGAUAUUAAGAGCCUCCCAAAGAGUAUUUGCAAGAUACACAAUUUGCAAGCUUUGAAACUUGACUUAUGUUGGAAGCUUGAAGAAUUGCCGAAGAAGAUUGAAAAAUUGGUGAAUCUUACCCAUCUUGGGUGCGAAGAUUGUGUUAGUUUAACUCAUAUGCCACGUGGAAUAGGGAAGCUGACUUCCCUUGAGACGUUAAGCAUGUUUGUAGUGGAUAAAGAUGGCUCACAUGACGGUGCAGAUCUAAGUGAAUUGAGUGGGCUUAACAACUUAAGGGGACGGCUAGAAAUAACAAAUUUGGGAUUUGUAAAAAAUGCAAAAGAGAAGUUUAAAGCGGCUAAUUUGAAAGAGAAGCAACAUUUGAGAUUGUUGGUUUUAGUAUGGAAUUAUGAUGAUGAUGAUAAUGAUGAUGGUAAUGAUGAUGAUGAUGACGACAAGUCACUUGAAGACCUCCGGCCCCAUCCCAAUCUCAAGGAGCUCUUUAUUGGAGGAUGGAGGGGUGAUGCCAAGUUUCCAAGUUGGCUUUCUUUGCUCACAAAUCUUACCGUGAUUAGAAUAUGGGGUCCUAGUAAUUUCAAACAAAUCCCGUCCUUUGCGCAAUUGCCUUGUCUUCAAAAGCUGUCAAUUGUUGAUUUAACUGAGCUGGAGUACAUGGACGACAAUAGCCCAAAAGGAAGUCAGGGAGAACCGGAAUUAUUCUUCCCAUCGCUUAAGUCUCUUUGCCUCGAGAAUUGCCCAAAUAUGAAGAGUUGGUGGAGGAAAAGGUCUAUAGAUGAUGAUAACGAGGAUGACACAACAGUUAUAGGAACAUCAACCAUGGCAUUUCCUUGUCUUUCCUCUUUAGAAAUUGUAAAUUGCCCUUUGACUUCAAUGCCAUUGUAUCCUUCACUCGAUGAUGAUCUAAGGUUGGUGAAGAGCAGUUCAAGGCCGUUAAAGCAGACCAUGAAGAUGAACAUCACUAGUACAACCCCAUCAACUUCAACAUCUUCUCUUCCUCUCUCCAAAUUGAAAUCUUUCCAUGUACACAAAAUUGAGGGAUUGGGCACUCACAUGCUAGAUGAGUACUUGAAACAUUUCACCGGCCUCAAAAAAUUGACAAUAGGAGAUUGCAAGGAGGUUGAUUUAGAGGGAAUGCAAUGGGAAGCCCUUAAGAAUCUCUCUCAUUUGGAGAUUAUUAAUAUUCCACAGCUGGUGUCUCUCCCCCUUGGGCUUCAACAUCUUGUUCAAUUGAAAAGAUUAGAAAUUUGGAAUUGCAGCGGAUUGAGGUCACUCUUUCCUGUGUUCCAACAUCUCACUUUCCUUGAAGUGCUUGUAGUAACGAACUGCAAGGAGCUGGAGCUAUCAGCAGCUGGCUACCAAAUAUUCCAAGAUCAUACAAGACUACGCUCCCUAUCACUGGAAAAUAUUCCAAAGUGUGCACAUCUUCCGGAGUGGAUUCAACAUCUAACAAAUCUGCAAAUUCUUUCUCUUGUUGAUUGGCCCAAUCUAACGUCGCUUCCAGAUGAGAUGCGCUGCCUAACCAAUUUGCAACAGUUAAAUAUACAUGAGGUUCCUCAGUUGGAAGAAAGGUGCCAGAAGGACAUUGGUGCCGAUUGGUAUAAGAUUGCUCACAUUCCUUCAGUAACCGAUUGGUCUAGUGCUGGAUAUUUGUGAAAGGCAUUUGACAACUUUAAGAAAUUAGAUACAGAAAAAGAGGUGGUAAUUACUUAAUUGGUUUACAUUUUUAAAUCAUAAAAAGCUCACAAUUUCAAAUGAUCUAAUAUAACCCCCUAACUAAGCUUCUUCUUUUUCAGCAUGUGUUCAAUGGAAGAGCCAAAAAGCAGGACAUGCAUUCUUCAUCAGCUGACCUGUCCAUGGCAUUGUACUCCCAUGAAAUCCUCCUCUCUAUGCACAUGUGUUAUUUCUUUUCUUGGUUGAAGAGUCCCACUGUUGAUCUAAUCCUAAUUUUUGCUAGAUUUUGGCUCUUUUCUUCGGGAGAGCAGAGCAUAUAUUACAAGAAGCAGAGGCUAUACUUUCAACUACGAUUUUUUCAUCUGCCAAAAUAUUCCAACUCAAGAAAAAUGGUAAUAUAUAUCAUCAGUAUUUCAAGAGUUGCAAUUUAUAUGUCAAGAAAAAUGGUAAUAUAUGGUUCCUAUGCCGUUGACAUAUUCUCGGAGUCGUGUUGGAGAGAGCUUAAACACGCAAUGUGGUUGUCAAGUAAGUAAAUUGAAUAGGGGGUAGGGGUUAAGGGUUGAUGAAAAUGGAGGGGGAAGAGGAGGAUAUUUCACAAUAUUCUUUGAUGCAGGGCACGCCUUUUAACUAUUUGAAUUUUGAAGGUUAAAUCAUGGAAGGAUCUUGCUUCAGAAUAUUUGGUGGUGAGGAUGAGGUUGAUGCUCUAUGUUUGGGAAUGGGAGUCUGUUACUAUUACAGAUUACGAUGCCCUAUGUUUGGCCCUUUGUUGAACUUGAACUGAAAAAGCAUAGAAAAUGGCCAUUCAUGCACGUAAAUAAAGUUCUGUUUAGCAACAGUUUCAUUGUUGCUUUUGGAACGGUCUCGUUGUUGAAGCAUGAUAAUUGUCGGAGAUAUUGCAUUUGGAAAUUUAUUAUUCCACUUUACACGGAGCUUAUGAAGAGUUUGACCAAUCCUAGAGGUUAUAUAUAGAUGAUUUAUUAUUGAGUGACAUUGUUAUACACCAUCCGAGUGUUUAUUUUCACUUGCAUAGUUAAAAUGAAUUGGAAGAGAAAUUAUUUACCUAUACAAAGGUGAGGUUGUAUCAAGUGUUUGAGGGGUAUAGCUAAAUCACUCCUUUGUACUAUGAAGUUCAUAGUAUAUUUAUCUCUAGGCAAGGCCUCACAGAUGUAAGAAGAGUUCUGAACUAUAUAAACAUCUUGAUUAUUCUUUUUA
Messenger RNA from Gossypium arboreum, 3968 nucleotides. Its product is annotated as putative disease resistance protein RGA1. The transcript is spliced from 3 exons. Lineage: Eukaryota; Viridiplantae; Streptophyta; Magnoliopsida; Malvales; Malvaceae. The record is from RefSeq and is a predicted model, not a curated record. The coding region runs from base 750 to 2738 and encodes 662 amino acids.